Antechinus flavipes (yellow-footed antechinus) is the source of this 1212-nucleotide messenger RNA. It is a transcript of the gene PTPRCAP, whose product is annotated as protein tyrosine phosphatase receptor type C associated protein. Gene Ontology annotation, cellular component: plasma membrane. The transcript is spliced from 2 exons. NCBI's taxonomy places the organism in Eukaryota, Metazoa, Chordata, Mammalia, Dasyuromorphia, Dasyuridae. The record is from RefSeq and is a predicted model, not a curated record. Bases 219 to 902 code for a protein of 227 amino acids.
GGAGUGUGUGCCUCCCCCCUCGGCAGCCCCGCCCCCUCCCCACCAUCGGGCCCCUGCCAGCUUCGGGGAGGGGGUGGGCAAGACACAGGAAGCCGGAAGCCCCAGUGUGAGUCGGGUCGCGGUCCCGGCCUCCCUCGCCCAGUCUGCGCUCGGGCCCCGCCACGGCCGGAGUUCUCCGCCCCAGAGUAGCCGGGUCCGCUCGGAGACCGCAGGGCCACAUGGCGCGGUGCAGGCUGGGCCUUGUGGCGGCGCUGGUGGCCCUGCCGGGGGCGCGGGGCUCCGAGGGAAGCGGCUCCCCCAACUCGGUCACCGUGUGGCUGCUGGUGCUGCUGCUGCUGCUGCUCCUGGCGGCCUUGGCCCUGGCCUGGUACCACCUCAACCGGGAGUCGGGGGGCCACUACCACCCCACCCGCCUGGGCUCCUCCCUGGGCCGGCGCGCCCGCCGGCUGCUGCGCGCCUCGGGCCUGACCCGCUGGCUCCGAGGCUCGGCCGUGGAAGAGCUCCAGGACAGCGUGGAGAAGCAGGAGGACGAGGACGAGGACGAGGAGGAGGAGGAGGAGGAGGAGGAGGAGGAGGAUCUGGAGCCAGACGGGGAGCACGGGCAGCAGCCGGAGCAGAAGCCCGAGGAUGGAGGGCCCGGCGGCUCCCAGGGCCUGGAGGCGAGCGGGGGGGAGGCCAAGGAAGGCCCCCAGGCGCAGCCCUCCGAGGCGGGGGGCAGCGCCGGGUCCAGCUCCGGGACCCAGCCCUCCGAGGCCGGGGGAAGCUCCGGGACCCAGCUCUCUGAGGCCCGGGGCAGCGCCGGGGCCCUGCUCAGCGACCUCCACGCUUUCUCGGGCAGUGCAGCCUGGGAGGACGGGGCGGGCACGGAGGGGGGCCACGGCCUCAGCGUCACGGCGCUCUAGGCGCGGGGGUCCGGCUUCGCCUCCCUGAUGCCCAUCUCCGGCCCAAUAGGCACAGGGGGAUACACGGGGCCCGCCCAGCCUGCCCCGCCCCCAGACUCCACAGCGGUUCCCCUGGUCCUGAAGGGGUGGGGGCGCCCCCCUGACCCGGGAUCGGUGCCCAGCCCCAGCCUCCAGACUGUGCGGCACAAAGCAGUGCCCCCCCCCCCCCCAGACUGAGACCACUGAGCUUGUGGGUGCGGGGCGGAAGCUCCAUCCAGCUCCAGCACGGGGGGAGGACGGCCCCUUCUGAAAUAAAGGCUCCUCCGCUGGA